CAAGCAGUGGAAAGUUCUCCAGCAGCCCUGAGAUCGCAAGAGUGACAUUUGUGAGACCAGCUAAUUUGAUUAAAAUUCUCUUGGAAUCAGCUUUGCUAGUAUCAUACCUGUACCAGAUUUCAUCAUGGGAAACAGCUGUUACAACAUAGUAGCCACUCUGUUGCUGGUCCUGAACUUUGAGAGGACAAGAUCCUUGCAGGAUCUGUGUAGUAACUGCCCAGCUGGUACAUUCUGUGAUAAUAACAGGAGUCAGAUUUGCAGUCCCUGUCCUCCAAAUAGUUUCUCCAGCGCAGGUGGACAAAGGACCUGUGACAUAUGCAGGCAGUGUAAAGGUGUUUUCAAGACCAGGAAGGAGUGUUCCUCCACCAGCAAUGCAGAGUGUGACUGCAUUUCAGGAUAUCACUGCCUGGGGGCAGAAUGCAGCAUGUGUGAACAGGAUUGUAAACAAGGUCAAGAAUUGACAAAAAAAGGUUGUAAAGACUGUUGCUUUGGGACAUUUAAUGACCAGAAACGUGGCAUCUGUCGACCCUGGACAAACUGUUCUUUGGAUGGAAAGUCUGUGCUUGUGAAUGGGACGAAGGAGAGGGACGUGGUCUGCGGACCAUCUCCAGCCGACCUCUCUCCAGGAGCAUCCUCUGCGACCCCGCCUGCCCCUGCGAGAGAGCCAGGACACUCUCCGCAGAUCAUCUUCUUUCUUGCGCUGACUUCGACUGUGGUACUCUUCCUGCUGUUCUUCCUCGUGCUCCGUUUCUCUGUUGUUAAACGGAGCAGAAAGAAACUCCUGUAUAUAUUCAAACAACCAUUUAUGAGACCGGUACAAACCACUCAAGAGGAAGAUGGAUGUAGCUGCCGAUUUCCAGAAGAAGAAGAAGGAGGAUGUGAACUGUGAAAUGGAAGUCGAUAGGGCUGUUGGGACUUCCUUGAAAAGAAGCAAGGAGAUAUGAGUCAUCUCACUAUCACAGCUUUCAAAAUCAAGAACACCAUCCUACAAAUACCCAGGAUUCCCCCAACACAUGUUCUUUCCUCAGUGCCAAUGAGUUGGCCUUUAAAAACAC
Molecule: messenger RNA, 1055 nt
Organism: Macaca mulatta (Rhesus monkey)
Lineage: Eukaryota; Metazoa; Chordata; Mammalia; Primates; Cercopithecidae
Gene: TNFRSF9
Product: TNF receptor superfamily member 9
Biological process (GO): apoptotic process; negative regulation of cell population proliferation
Cellular component (GO): external side of plasma membrane
Molecular function (GO): protein binding; signaling receptor activity
Source: RefSeq, marked provisional